Molecule: messenger RNA, 422 nt
Organism: Cylicostephanus goldi
Lineage: Eukaryota; Metazoa; Nematoda; Chromadorea; Rhabditida; Strongylidae
Source: the annotation of a GenBank genome assembly
AUGGAAAAGUCUGGAUUUCAAAGGUAUGCUAGCGAACACGGUAUGAUCGUAGUACAUCCAGACACCUCCCCAAGGGGUGUCGAUGUUCCUUCAUCUGAGUCAUGGUCGUUUGGAGAAGGGGCCGGCUUUUACAUAGAUGCUACCACGGAGCCGUGGUCGAAAUAUUAUAAAAUGUAUAGUUAUAUCACGAAAGAGCUACCGGAUUUGAUAAAGACGUGUCUCCCAAUUGAUUUGGAUAGACUAGGUAUAUUUGGUCACUCGAUGGGAGGUCAUGGUGCUAUAUCUAUAGGAUUGAGAAAUCCGAGUCUUUUCAAGAGCAUCUCAGCCUUCGCUCCCAUAUGUAACCCUAUGAAUUGUUCGUGGGGUCAGAAAGCAUUCAGUGGCUACCUCGGUGAGCAUAGGCCUUUUGCGACUAUCUAGUC